AUGAAUUGCAACAAAAAAGUAGAAUUGUAUGGGGUUUUGGCUUUAUCUAAAGUUGUUGAUGAUUUAAUCUUCCCUAACCUAAUUAAAAUAUUAAAAAGAGAGAAAAUUUAAGACUGCCUAGAAUUUCUUUCAUAAGAUCUAAAUUUAAGGCAAGUCGGAUAAGAAAUAUAAUAGGUAGAAAUAUAAUCGCUUUUUGGUCAGAAAUAUAUGGUCAAUGUUGGAGACAAUAACAUUAAGAGAAUUAUCAAUGUUCUCAAAAAAACGAAGGAUCAUGAAUUUAAUGAACAGAAUUACUCGAUGGAUGAAUAUGAAGAAAUUAAAAAAAAUCUGAAAAGAAAAUUAUAGAAUUUUUAAAAUUUUUAGUUCAUCUUACAGCCUUUGAUGAGAGAUACAUAUAAUGUUUGGGUUUGGGUUUGGGUUUGGGUUUGGGUUUGA
Messenger RNA from Paramecium tetraurelia, 435 nucleotides. RefSeq lists its product as uncharacterized. NCBI's taxonomy places the organism in Eukaryota, Ciliophora, Oligohymenophorea, Peniculida, Parameciidae. The transcript has 3 exons. The record is from RefSeq and is a predicted model, not a curated record.